Adineta ricciae is the source of this 1755-nucleotide messenger RNA. The record is from the annotation of a GenBank genome assembly. Lineage: Eukaryota; Metazoa; Rotifera; Eurotatoria; Adinetida; Adinetidae.
AUGUCCAGUAAUACGCAACAAACUCUGUGGAAAACAGAACACUCUGUACCAGGAAGACCUGUUUUCGGUGCUCAACAUCCACCGCUUUCAAAAAAACCGGUUUUAUCCAAUUCGUCGAUAUUAAAGAGAAAAGGUCAAGAAAAGUUUGCUGAAUAUUCAAUCAAUACUGACGACGCUUGGGAGAUCGAUGACAGGGCAAUGACUUUAAAAAUACUUGAUAGUGAUAACAAUCCAGAAGAAGAGACGGACAAUCAUUCACAAAUCGUCGAAAUCUCUAAACAAACUGUUGAUGAAGUGGCUUCAAGAAUCAUUCAAGAACAUAAAUCGAAACGUCAAUCGAAUCAGAUCACUAUAGACGCAUCCGCUGUUCGAAGGCCGACAAUCGGAGCAAAUGUUAACUUAGCUGCUUGUCCGGGAAUCGGGCGACGAGUCGGCGACUAUCCAAAUAUUAAACCAUUAGUACCCAUUCGAUAUACUUUAACUACAAAUAACAAUAGUUCGACGUCGUCUUCGAAUAAUAUUCGAUCGAAUGUAUCUACAAAAUCCGAUAUCGAUAUUCAAAAAGAAAAUAAAUUCAAGCAAAUCAUCGAACAAUCGAAUGUUGAUCUGAAUGAACUUCGCAAAGCAAGUUGGAACGGUAUUCCAAAACAAUACCGUGCACAAGCAUGGAAAUUACUUUGUGGUUAUCUACCGGCAAAAACCGAACGACGUGACGAUACUUUAUCACGAAAACGCGAUGAAUAUUGGUCUUAUGUUAGUCAAUAUUACCACACACGUAUGGAGAUUGAACAUCAGGAUACAUUUCGGCAGAUUCAUAUAGACAUUCCGCGAAUGAAUCCUUUGAUGCCUAUAUUUCAACAGACAGUAGUGCAAGAAUUAUUCGAACGUAUUUUAUUCAUAUGGGCGAUUCGACAUCCAGCAAGUGGUUAUGUUCAAGGAAUUAAUGAUUUGGUUACACCGUUUUUUGUUGUUUUUCUUUCGGAAUUUAUCGAUAAUGAUAUUGAGCUCGAAAAUUUUGAUAUCGGUUCUUUACCUGAACAAAACCGACGAAUUGUCGAAGCUGAUAGUUUUUGGACCACAUCUUAUUUACUUGAAGGUAUUCAAGAUAAUUAUACAUUUGCUCAACCUGGUAUUCAAUACAAAGUUCGUACACUUGAAGAACUUGCCAAACGUAUCGAUGAACCAUUAUAUCGCCAUUUGAAAGACCAACAUAUCGAAUUUCUCCAAUUUGCCUUUCGAUGGAUGAAUAAUCUACUGAUGAGAGAAUUACCUGUUCGAUGUACCAUUCGCCUAUGGGAUACUUAUCUCUCUGAACAAAACGGUUUUUCUCAAUUUCAUUUGUAUAUAUGUGCCGCAUUUCUCGUUCGUUUCUCCAAGGAUCUUUUACGUGAAAAAGACUUUCAGGGAAUUCUUCUUCUUCUGCAAAAUUUACCAACACAUUCGUGGACAAGCAAUGAUAUAAGUAUCUUAACUGCGGAAGCUUAUCAAUUAAAGGUCAUGUUCGCCAAUGCACCACGUCAUUUAUCAAGCUAAAUUCUAACGAAAUCAAAUAUGUCAACGCUUGCGAACAAACAGAAACUAGUUGAACAAUUACGAGCUGAAGCGAACAUCGAACGGGUUAAAGUGUCCGUCGUAUGCAAAGAUUUGAUUAAAUUUUGUCAAGAUCAUGAAAGCGGUGACGUUCUCGUUCGCGGUUGGGCCGGAUUUGCGAAAGAAAAUCCAUUUAAAGAGAAACAAGGUUGUGUUACUUUAUGA